AUGGCGGGACAUGCAUCUCAAGCCCCUACAGCUCCAGCGAGCUCACGCCCUUCUCCAGCGGCAAACCACAAUACAUCAUCUGAUUACAUCAAUGGCCAUGGGACUCUACCAGACGCACCAGCGCCAAAUGCAGCUCCCGCAGCUUCGACCGGGAAGAAAGGCAAGAGCAAGAAGACAACGGAUCCCAAUGAGACAGGGAAGCUACUUGCGGCAAAGAUAAAUCAACUUGAGCUGGAUGCUGCUGGAGAGAAGGAUCAAGAGGCCGAGAUUGGUGGGUACACUUUUACUCAAGAGUCAAAAGAGACUGUACUUGCUUCAAUGAAAGAGCAUGAUCUACCACAAGACAUGAUUGCUGAGGUGGCGAGAGCCCUUGACCUGGGGCCUGAAGCCACACGGAGUGGACAAGGACUUCCAAGCCUCAAGACUAUCGAGACGCUCGUGGCCAAAUUCUCCCUCAAUAUCCCAAACCUCAGUCUAGCCCGCGCACAUGAGAACUUGUUUGCCAGACCUCUGCCCAUGAAUUAUAUGGAUCGACAGAAGCUGACAGAGAUGCCCCUUGGGCUUAUUGCCGAUAUAGAACGAGAAGUCAAAAAAGCAACCCGAGACUUAUCGAACCUCUUGACUGGCAUGGAAACACCACUUUCCAGACUUGAAGAAGUGCAAAAGAGGUACACCGGGCUGCUGGCUGAUAUGAAGCGCAUGGAACGGGAUAACACCAAGAAUAAGAAGCGUGCAGACCUUCUGCAGAAAGAGAAGGACCAAGGACGGUCAGAGCUCAGUAAGACCAACAGCAUGAAGGAAAAGCUCGAGAAGCUGUGUCGGGAACUCCAGCGAGAUAACAAGAAACUAAAGGACGAACAAAAGAAAAUCGAAGACAGCGAGAGAAGGAGUCGAGAAGAGUUCAGUGACAGAACCAGCAAUCUGUAUUGGGUAAUCGACGACACCAUGGAACAAGCAGAGAAUCCAGAGGGUCAGAAGAUCAAUGUUGAGCAAGAUGAAAUGUUCCGGCAGAAGUUCAAAUCAUUCACCGAGCAGUAUGAGCUCCGCGAGCUUCAUUUCCAUGCCCUGAUGCGGACCAAAGAGUGCGAAGUCCAGUUGAGCCUGGCACGUGCCGAAGAGCAACGAAAACGUGCUGAGGAUGAAAUGAAAAAAUCACGAACACUGAACUCCCAGGUCUCGACAUUCUCUCAAACCGAGACUGAGCUUAGGAGUCAACUGAACAUUUAUGUUGAGAAAUUCAAGCAGGUGGAAGAAACUCUCAAUAAUUCCAACGAGCUCUUCCUGACCUUCCGCAAGGAAAUGGAAGAGAUGUCCAAGAAGACCAAGCGUCUGGAGAAGGAAAAUCUCAACCUGACCCGCAAACACGACCUCACCAAUCGCAACAUCCUUGAAAUGGCGGAAGAACGCACCAAGGUCAACAAGGAGAUGGAAGCCCUCCGCAAGAAGAACAACACUCUCGAGAGCGUGAUUCGUCGUAUGCAGGACCAAGGGCGUGCACCAGCGGGCGCGGGAGCACUCGAAGGCGACGAGGAGGGCACUGAGAGUGACUAUGAGGAGGACGACUACGAUGAAGAGGAAGGCAGCGAGGAGGGCGAAUACGACGACGAUACUGAGGAAGAGGCUCUGCAAUCGCAGGUUGGAGCUCUUCCUACUUUCGGACCCGUACCGCCACCACCUCCUUCGUCGCAGGCUCAAGUCAACGGCAAGGUCAACGGAGAGAUCAACGGAGCCACUAAUGCUAAGUCUAUCGUUGUGUAA
Messenger RNA from Letharia columbiana, 1758 nucleotides. RefSeq lists its product as uncharacterized. The record is from RefSeq and is a predicted model, not a curated record. The transcript has 4 exons. Bases 1 to 1758 code for a protein of 585 amino acids. Lineage: Eukaryota; Fungi; Ascomycota; Lecanoromycetes; Lecanorales; Parmeliaceae. Gene Ontology annotation, molecular function: syntaxin binding.